UUGAUAAUGCUCACGGGGUACCCGUGCUCGGGUCUAUCCUAUCGCGCCAAACAGCUUGCUGAACUUCUCGAGUCCACGCAGAACCAGGUCUUGGGCAUGGUCGAUGAUAAUAACAAUAACGAGACUCACGAUAAUGAAAAUAAGACCACAAAUGGGAACUCAACUUCGCCGCAGAAACAGAAACGAUUCACCUUCCACAUCGUCCCCUCUCACGAUCCAUCGCACCCUCGAACAGUAUAUGAUCAUGCGCGAACAGAGAAGGAGGCACGCGCCGUCGCGUUUGCACGCGUGAAACGAGCUUUGGCUAAAGAUGCUUUUGUCAUCCUUGAUGGAAUGAAUUAUAUCAAGGGAUAUAGGUAUCAGCUGUGGUGUGAGGCAAAAGCUGUCGGCACAACGUGCUGUGUGGUCCAUGUUGGUACGCCUAUUGAUAAAUGCGUCGCGAUUAACAAUGCCCGUCUACGCCGUAGACAAGAAACCGGCCAGCUACCUAAGACCUCGGACACAACAGAUGAUCUUGCAACCCCUGACGACGAAGAGCCAUAUCCCGCCGACUUGCACAAUAAUUUAAUAUUUCGCUACGAAGAACCCAUAAUGCAUAGCCGUUGGGACAAACCGCUAUUCACGGUCCCCUGGUCUGACGCUGCUCCCCCCGUUGGAGAGAUCUGGACUGCGACUACAGGUAUCCCAGUUGAGACAGCAGGGACACCAGCACCAGAACCCAACCCACUCACCGCCAUGCUCAGUAGAGACCCCAAUUCAUCAAACACGGCUAUUCCUCCCCUUCCAUCCGACACAGCUAGCGUUGCAUUCACAACUGCAACGACAGCGGGCCGCAGCGGCCGUCUCGGCCGUCCCAAAAUCACACCACAUCUCGCCACAAUCCAGCCCGCGCAAAGCGAGCCUGGUGCACUGUACGGAUUUGAAAAGCGCAUAUCAGCCAUUGUAACUGCGAUCCGCAACUUCACUCAAGCCAACCCAUCGGCUGAAGAGGCUUUGGCGCAGCAAUUACGAAACCAGACGACGUAUUAUGCCAAUGAUAAUAAUGUUGGCAUUACGAUCCCUGUCCCUAACGCAUCAACGCCUGUCUUUGUACCCGCGCAUAUCGCACGGUCUGCGACGACGGAUGAUCUUGCUAGCGCAGGGGGCAUCCUCGCAUUGCCACGAUUGCAGCGACUGAGGAGACAGUGGAUUACUAUGAAUAGGUCUUAUAUUGGAAUGAAUCAUAACCAAGGCAAGAGUGGGUUGAGUGUUGACCAGGUCGGUGAUGCUUUUGUGCGGUUUUUGAAUAAUGAAUUGGCUGGAGACGCUACUUCAUGAUGACUGAUAUAAAUAUGAAUAACCUCAGGGGGUGAUGGUGAUUGGAAAGGAAUAUAUUAGAAGAUAGAAAUUGUAAGACUUGGCAGGAAUUUCAGGUAUGUUAGCGCUCAUACGCAGAACAAAUCUAUUUAUUAUAAAGCCC
This is a messenger RNA of Talaromyces proteolyticus, 1459 nucleotides long. Its product is annotated as putative RNA polymerase II Elongator complex associated protein Kti12. NCBI's taxonomy places the organism in Eukaryota, Fungi, Ascomycota, Eurotiomycetes, Eurotiales, Trichocomaceae. The transcript is spliced from 2 exons. Bases 7 to 1317 code for a protein of 436 amino acids. The record is from RefSeq and is a predicted model, not a curated record.